Messenger RNA from Peromyscus maniculatus bairdii (prairie deer mouse), 3038 nucleotides. RefSeq lists its product as uncharacterized. Gene Ontology annotation, cellular component: nucleus. Gene Ontology annotation, molecular function: DNA-binding transcription factor activity, RNA polymerase II-specific. NCBI's taxonomy places the organism in Eukaryota, Metazoa, Chordata, Mammalia, Rodentia, Cricetidae. Gene Ontology annotation, biological process: regulation of transcription by RNA polymerase II. The record is from RefSeq and is a predicted model, not a curated record.
GUGAGUGCAUCUGUCCAUUGCUGCUGCUGCUACUGCUGCUGCUGUUCCGCCGCCGCCACCACAUCCUUCACUGACAUUGGAACCCAGCUUCUUGGGCCUUCCAGUGUGGACUGAAGAGCAGAAGCUGUCCAGGUGUGCUCUGGGCCUUUGGCACCUGAUUGAAGCUCCUGAGGCUUCCAGCCUUGUGGACGGAUCCUCUCCAUCAUGGAGACAGCCAUUGUUGGACUAUCCAGGCCGGAUCAGGAUCUGGUGAGCUUUGAGGAUCUGGCUGUGAACUUCACCCAGGAAGAGUGGGAUUUGCUAGAUCCUUCUCAGAAGAUUCUGUAUGGAGAUGUGAUGCUGGAAACCUGCAGGAACUUCACUGCCAUAGGAUAUGAAUGGGAAGACCAUACAAUUGAAGACCAUCAUGAAGAGCCUGAAAUAAAUUUAAGGCAUAUCAUAUCUCACUCUGAAUAUACACAGUAUGAACCUGAGGACUGUGAACAAAAGCCACAGGACUCUAAUUAUCUUACAAGGAUAGAAGGAUACACGGAAACUCAGACUUCGAGUGGACCUUCUGUGUGUGAGGUAUGUUUAAAGACCUUUGGACUCUAUCAUCUCACUUACAAUGGACAUCACAACUACGACUACAAGGAAAUUGGAGGAAGCCAGACGGAUGAAAAUGAUUAUGAUAAUCAGUGCGAUAAAACUUCCAGUUCCCUUCAAAAACAAGAAAAAAAUCAUACUGGAAAAAAACUGUAUGUGUGUCAAGAGUGUGGUAAAGCCUUUAGGUAUCCCAGUGCCCUCCAGUUACAUGAAAGAAUUCAUACUGGAGAAAAACCCUAUGAGUGUAAAGACUGUGGGAAAGCUUUUAGAGGUCUCAGCGCCCUUCAUUUGCAUGAAAGGAUUCAUACCGGAGAAAAACCCUAUGAGUGUAAACAGUGUGGCAGAGCCUUCACGUAUCUCAGUGCCCUUCAAUUACAUGAAAGAAUUCAUACUGAGGAAAGACCCUGUGAGUGUAAACAAUGUGGGAAAACCUUUAGAUAUAGCAGGGCCCUCAAAUUGCAUGAAAGAAUUCAUACUGGAGAAAAGCCCUAUGAAUGUAAGCAAUGUGGGAAAUUCUUUAGAAGUCACAGGACCCUUAAGUUACAUAAAAGAAUUCAUACUGGAGAAAAACCCUAUGAGUGUAAAGAAUGUGGGAAAGCCUUUAGAUGGCUUACUUCUCUGAAGUUACAUGAAAAAAUCCAUACAGGAGAAAAACCCUAUGAGUGCCAGGAGUGUGGGAAAGCCUUCCGGUGUCAGGCUUCCUAUCAUAGACAUAAAAUAACUCAUGGUGGAGAAACACUGUAUGAGUGUAAAGAAUGUGGUAAGUCCUUCAUUUACCCCUCUUUACUUCAAGUGCAUGAAAGAACUCACACAGGUGAAAAGCCUUUUGAGUGUAAGCUGUGUGGGAAAGCCUUUAGAUGUCAAUCUUCGCUUCGAUUGCAUGAAAGAACGCACACCGGAGAAAAACCCUAUGAAUGUAAACACUGUGGUAAAGCCUUUUCAAGCUAUAAUUAUCUUCGAUUUCAUGAAAGAAGCCACACUGGAGAGAAACCCUAUGAAUGUAAAGAAUGUGGUAAAACUUUCACACAUCGCUCUUACCUUCGAUCACAUGAGAGAAGACAUACUGGAGAGAAACCAUAUCAGUGUGUUCAGUGUGGCAGAUCCUUCAGUCGGCAUAGUUCCUUUAAAAGACAUCAGUCCGUUCAUGGAGUGGAAAACGCCUAUGAAUGUCAACAAUAUCUACUUCCUUUAUCCCCAUUUUCUUCAAAUGAAUGAAAGAACAGAUAUUGGCAACAAACCCUUUGAAUGUAAACGAUGUUGCAAAAAUGUCCCCAUCCCCAUAAAACACAUGCGGGACUCAAGACAGGGAUGAGCCUUUUAUAUGUAAACUGUGUGGCAUAGCCUUUCAGGGGUCAGGGUGUCCUUCAAGUCCAUGAGGGAAUUCAUGCUGGGCAAAGUUUAUAUUUGUUACUAAUGUGGUAAGUGCCACUUGUCACACUUCCUUUCAGAGAGGUAAAUUAAUUCAUACUGGGCAAAUGCCCUAUGAAUGUACAGGAUAUGGUUAGUCUUUCAUUUAUCCCUGUUUGCCUUAAAAUCAUGAAAGUACUCAUAGUGGUGAGAAACCACACAAAUAUAAACAAUGUGGAAAAGACUGCAGGUGUCACAGGUUCUUUCAGUAGCAUGAGUGAAAUCUCAUGAUGGAGAGAAAAUGGGAAUUGAAGGUGUGUUAAAGCCUUUAGAUAUCAUUGCUCCCUUAGAUUCAUGAGUGAACUCAUACUGGAAAUAGUUUUCCAAGUGAAAAUAAAAGCUGUGAAGCCUUCAAGGUCACAGUUCUUUCAGAAACUUAUGAUGGAUGGCGGGCAGUUCUGUAAGUAUAAGGAGUGUGGGAGCUUAAUGGUUGCCAGGAGAUGGAUGUUUCCUUUACAGUGGCUGCCCAUGACUUGCCUGGGUUCUUGUAAAUACCCCCAAUUAAACUCAGUGGUUCCUCGAGCCACACUUGGGUAGAAUCAUUCUUUGUCCCUGUCUUUGGUGCCCUGUCUGAAGACCAGUAGACCUUCAUGAUGUCUUCAGACAAAGUUCACACAUAGGGACUGGUGAAGUUGGGCUGUAUUUGCAUCAGUGUGAAACAUGAGAAAGAGGGAGGCUGUGUCUUACAGUGCUGUGUGUCUGUUGGUGGGAUUGUGGUUUGCUUCAGUUGUCAACUUGAUAAAAUCUGGAACCACCUGGGAAAGGAUCUCAAUGCUGAAUUACCUAGGUUAGUUUAGCUUUUGGACACAGCUCUGAGGGAGUUCCUUACUUGGAUUAACUGAGGUAGGAAGACCCACCCUGAAUUGUGUCAGCACUAUUUUAUGGACUGAAUAAAAAGGACAAAAGGAGCUGAGCACGGGCAUUCCUUGCUGUCUGCCUUGGGACUAUGGAUAAAAUGUGCUGUGCUGUUAACUCCUGCCACCAUGUCUGGUCCACAGGAUUGUAACCUGGAACUGUGAGCUGAAAUAAACCCUUUCUCCCCUAAA